Glycine soja is the source of this 554-nucleotide messenger RNA. RefSeq lists its product as uncharacterized. Lineage: Eukaryota; Viridiplantae; Streptophyta; Magnoliopsida; Fabales; Fabaceae. The transcript has a single exon. The record is from RefSeq and is a predicted model, not a curated record. The coding region runs from base 81 to 350 and encodes 89 amino acids.
GGAAUUAACAAAUCACUCACCUUACACAGACCAAUAUUCAUUCGUUUAGAUUCAUCAAAAGCUUAUAACAACAAUUAAACAUGAGUGCAGCCAGCAGAGCUUGGAUUGUGGCAUCAAGCAUUGGAGCAGUGGAGGCAUUGAAGGAUCAAUUGGGGGUGUGCAGGUGGAACCAUGCAUUGAGGUCACUGCAGCAGCAUGCCAAGAGCAACAUUAGAUCCUACACUCAGGCCAAAACCUUGUCUUCUGCUACUUCUGCUGCUGUCUCCAAUAAGGUCAAGAGGACCAAGGAGGAGUCCAUGAGGAAAGUCAUGGACUUGAGCUGUUGGGGUCCCAAUACUUCAAGGUUUUAGUGUGUGGACUAUUCUAAUUGCAUUCAUCAUUGUGCUGCAAGGUUUAUGAAGAUUCAAUACUACCUUUGUAGCCUUUUUGUCAUGGCAUGCAUCCCUUUGGCCUUUACCUUAUGUAUCUAUUUGAUUCAUAAUACAAAGUUUUGUCUAUGAAAAUGGUAAAUAUUUGAUCCAAUGAAAAGAAAACUGAGGUCUGUUUUUCAAUUA